AUGAGUAAAUACCUCAACAUUACGUGUUUCUUACAAACAGAACAAGAUGUGUUUAUAAGGAAUGUAUUCUUUUCUAACGAUGGUUGGGUAGACGAUAUCAAAGUGGAUCUAGAUGGCGUCGAGGUGGGCGAGUUUCGUUCAGCUGAUGAGUCUCAAUGGGGAUAUCUCUGGAAUAGUUUCAACUUUACUGGUUCUGUGGGAGAAAUAACAAAUCUGAUAUCUGGGCGUCAUGAAUUGACCUUCACUGUUGUGGACGGAGAUGAAUGGGGUGUUGAGUUGGACGCCAUAAAAUUGGAAUUUUCAAGACCCGACUUGACCGUGGAUUUGAAAUGUCCCGAAGAUAUUUCCACUGAAAAAAAUAAAACAGACGGUCAAAAUUAUCCUGGAUUGCCAGAAAAUCCCACAGAUCUAUUUACACCUGGUAGUGGACAACCCACCGAUUCAUCAAAUCCUGAUAGUGCAAAAGUAACAGAUCCAUCAGACCCAGAUUGCAAGACACCCGAAUGUAAGCAGAAUCCUUCUAGUCCAGUUAACACUAAACCUACAGAACCUUCAAAUCCUGAUAGCUCGGAACUUACGGAUACCAAUACCGACAAAACUACAGACCCAUCUAAUCCUGAUAAUACAAAACCUAAAGACCCAUCUAAUCCUGAUAACACAAAACCGACAGACCCAUGGGACCCCGAUAAUUCUAAACCUACAAACCCAGAAAAUCCGGAUUGUAAAUCAUCGGAAUGUAAGCAGAAACCUAAUAAUCCUGAUAGUCCCCAACCUACAGAUUCCUCAAAUCCAGAUAGUUCUGGACCUACAGAUCCUGCAAAUCUAGAUAGCUCUAAACCUACAGACACAUCAAAUCAGGAUCCAACAAAGCCCACAGAUCCAGCAGACCCAGACUGCAAGACACCAGAAUGUAAACAGAAACCCUCUAGUCCCGAUAGUUUUAAACCCACGGAUCCAUCAAAUCCAGACAAAUCAGAGUCUACAGAUCCAGAUUGCAAGACACCAGAAUGUAAGCAGAAUCCUUCUAAUCCAGAUAACACUAAGCCUACAGAACCUUCAAAUCCUGAUAGCUUGGAACCUACGGGUUCAUCAAAUCCUGAUAAUUCUAAAGAUCCAGGGUGUAAGACACCGGAAUGUAAGGCGAACCCAUCUGAUCCUGACAGCUCUAAACCUACAGAACCAUCAAACCAAGAUAGUUUGAAACCUACGGAUCCAACAAAUCCCGAUAACCUGAAACCUACAGUGUCAACAGAUUCAGAUUACCACACACAAGAUUGUUCACAGACUUCCGAUAGCUCUAAACCUACAGAUCCAUCUAAUCCCAAUAGCCCUAAUCCUACCGAUCCUUCGAAUGCUGAAGUGUCUACAGAUUCGGAUUGCAAGACACCCGACUGUAAGCAGAAUCCCUCUAGUCCAGAUAACACUAAACCGACACAUUCAUCAAAUCUUGAUAGCUCUAAACCUACAGAUCCAUCAAAUCCUAAAAAUUCUAAACCUGCAGAGUCAACGGACGCAGAAUGUAAGACACCAGAAUGUAAGAAGAAACCCACUGGCUCUACACCUAUAGAUUCAUCAAUUCCCGAUAGUUCUAAACCUACAGAUCCAUCAAAUCCCGAUAAUUCUAAACCUACAGAUCCAUCUAAUCCCAAUAGCCCUAAUCCUACCGAUCCUUCGAAUGCUGAAGUGUCUACAGAUUCGGAUUGCAAGACACCAGAAUGUAAGCAGAAUCCCUCUAGUCCAGAUAACACUAAACCGACAGAUUCAUCAAAUCUUGAUAGCUCUAAACCUACAGAUCCAUCAAAUCCUAUAAAUUCUAAACCUACAGAGUCAACAGACGCAGAAUGUAAGACACCAGAAUGUAAGAAGAACCCCACUGGCUCGACACCUAUAAAUUCAUCAAGUCCCGAUAGUUCUAAACCUACAGAUCCAUCAAAUUCCGAUAAUUCUAAACCUACAGAGUCAACAGACGCAGAAUGUAAGACACCCGAAUGUAAGAAGAACCCCACUGGCUCUACACUUACAGAUCCAUCAAGUCCUGAUAGUUCUAAACCUACAGAUCCAUCAAAUUCCGAUAAUUCUAAAACUACAGAUCCAUCAAAUCCUGAUAAUUCUAAACCUACAGAAUGUAAGACACCCGAAUGUAAGAAGAACCCCACUGGCUCUACACCUAUAGAUUCAUCAAAUCCCGACAGUUCUAAACCUACAGAUCCAUCAAAUCCCGAUAAUUCCAAACCUACAGGGUCAACAGACGCAGAAUGUAAUACAACAGAAUGUAAGAAGAACCCCACUGGCUCUCCACCUAUAGAUUCAUCAAGUCCUGAUAGUUUUAAACCUACAGUCCCAUCGAAUCCCGGUAGUUCUAAACCUACAGUCCCAUCAAUUCCGGAUAAUUCUAAACCCACAGAGUCAACAGACCCAGAAUGUAAGACACCGGAAUGUAAAAAGAAUCCCAUUGGCUCUAAAACUACAGAUUCAUUAAAUCCCGAUAGUUCGAAACCUACAGAUCCAUCAAAUGCCGAUAAUUCUAAACCUACUGAUCCAUCAAAUCCUGAUAACUAUAACCCUACGGUUCCAUCUAAUCCAACAGAUAAUUUUCAAUCUACUAACCCAGUUGAUCCUGAUUGUAAAACACCGGAAUGUAAACAGAAUCCAUCUAGUCCUAAUAACUUUAAACCUACAAUUUCACCAAAUCCUGACAGUUCUAAACCUGUGGUUCCCGAUGAUAAAAAUCCCUCAGACGCGUCUGAUAAGGGUGUGAAACCUACAGAUUCCCCCCAGGUGACUAACACAGAACCAUCGUAUUCGUCCAAUCCUCCUGUCGGUGGAAAUAGCCCCCAACAAAACACAGACGAAAUAUACGAAAUUAGCUGCCCUACUGAACAACUAUUGACAGUUAGAAGGAACGAUUAUCUUGGGUGUGAUGAUGAUGGACAAAUUAGGUUCGAUCUCUAUGGGGCAACAAUAUCUGAAGUUACUUUUGUUAUUCCCAACCCAUUUCUUCCUCCGUCACAGUUAGCUAGACGAUUGUUUAAGAGAUCUUCACAGAGUAAGGUAUUAUGGGAAGAUGGUUACCCUCGCGAGAACUGUUCUGAUGAUUCCAUUGGUGAGAAUUUUAGUUAUAAAGAAAUAUCACAGUCUGCAUCAGAUGGGUCAUUACCAGUCACCAUUGAUCCAAACGAAACGCCAUCCUUGACACUUUCCUUUACACUCUCGGCUGUAGGCGUAGUCUUAGGUAAAAACUUGCGCCCAGUCUUUACAAUUGGGGCGUGUUGCACAGAUCCGUCAAAUGUUACGCUAACAGCUUUAGACACCGACACCAAUACUGUCAUACGAUUGGGAGAUCAAGUAUUCAGAUCCGAGGACAACGUAAAAUCAUGGAUUUUUCCAUUUCUGUCUGGCUGGGAUGAUAGAAACAUACAAGUUAAAGUGGAUUUCUCUGAUGUCACUGACAAGAUGGUUUUGAAUUAUAUGAAAUUUGAAAUCCAGGAAGUCGAUACACAGGCAAAUGACUCACCGGUACGUCCUCCGAAAACUUUACUCUGUGAAACCCAGGAAGUCAAAGUUGAGGGAGUGAAACAUGGAGACCCAAAGAAGGAGAAACUUAAAUUCAGACUAAACGGUUCUACCACAACCUCGGAUGUGUCAAGUUUAGAGUUCAGCUCUCCAGAUGACCCGUCUAAGCCCAAAUUAGUUUUGGACUCUUCGGGUAAAUGUACCUUCAACCCAUCUCAGACUGUCGGUGUUGAAGAGUCUGCUGCUUUCAUUCUGGGUUCGACAGAUCCAACUUCUAGUAAUCCAAACAUAGCAAUAGAAGAAGUCGAACUCGAACCGGAUGUGAAUGCUGAUAAUACCUCGAUUAUUUUGCAUCUUUUGGGUGCUUCUUUUGGACGAACAACCAUAAAACUAAAGAUAUCUGAAACCGAGACAACAUUAUCCCUUUUUCAACUUGUGCCUGUGGGUAAACCACUCUCGUCAUUUUUUCUACCUUGUGGUCAAGAAGAAACCACCAUCAAUGCAGAUGAGACAGGACCCGUUUCUAUCUUCGAUCCUUGGAGGAGUAUCACUGGUGAACAAUUAACCAUUCGAAGAAGAUAGACGCGCAAUAUUGAGAAAUGUGAUGUCCAUUAUUUUAGUGCUCAAAUAGACAGUUAGUUCCAUAACAAAGCUAUGAACAAUUGACUAGAGGGCUUCGCUACACCCGAACCCCGCCUCUAACCUCAUUAUCCACAAUACUAGUCUGUGUAUAAAUAUGUGUGCAAUAUAUUUAGUGAUUUAGUGUGUGCAUUAUAAAAUAAAGCUACUUAUCAGACAA
This is a messenger RNA of Patella vulgata (common limpet), 4312 nucleotides long. Its product is annotated as mucin-2. NCBI's taxonomy places the organism in Eukaryota, Metazoa, Mollusca, Gastropoda, Patellidae. Bases 1 to 4095 code for a protein of 1364 amino acids. The record is from RefSeq and is a predicted model, not a curated record. The transcript is spliced from 3 exons.